Pneumocystis murina B123 is the source of this 2442-nucleotide messenger RNA. RefSeq lists its product as hypothetical. The coding region runs from base 45 to 2438 and encodes 797 amino acids. The record is from RefSeq and is a predicted model, not a curated record. Gene Ontology annotation, biological process: phosphatidylinositol biosynthetic process; positive regulation of kinase activity. Gene Ontology annotation, cellular component: endosome membrane; fungal-type vacuole membrane; PAS complex. NCBI's taxonomy places the organism in Eukaryota, Fungi, Ascomycota, Pneumocystomycetes, Pneumocystales, Pneumocystaceae. The transcript is spliced from 14 exons.
GUUAGGCACGGUUUUGUAUCUUGAUAUAGGAUCUUAUUCCUUUAAUGGAUGAUUCUAUACUUCAAGGUCUUCAAAAUCGUCUUUAUGAAAAAAGAAAAUCAGCUGCAUAUGAGGUUGAAAAGCUCACUCGCGAAUGUCUUAAUAAUAAUGAUACAACAAGAAUAAGACAAAUAAUUGAUAUUCUUUGUCAGGAUUUUAUUUAUGGACCUUCACGUGUUGUUAACUCUAUGUUUGGUGGACUUAUUGGUCUUGCCGCUGUUGUAAUAGCUAUUGGACAGGACGUAGCUGAAUAUUUAGAGGAUAUUGUCCCCCCUGUCUUGUCAUGUUUUUCGGACCAAGAAUAUAGAGUCAGAUAUUAUGCUUGUGAGAGUAUGUAUAAUAUUGCAAAAGUUGCAAAAGGAGAGAUAUUAUUAUAUUUUAAUGAAAUUUUUGAUGCUUUAUCCAAGCUGUCUUCUGAUACUGAGCCAUCUGUAAAAAAUGGUGCAGAACUUCUUGAUCGUCUUAUAAAAGAUAUAGUUUCUGAAAAGGCUACGAGUUAUAUUUCUGUUUUACAUUCAUGUAGUCCAAUCAAUUCUUUUAAGGCUUUAAACAUUGACUCAUCUGCUCCUCUUAUUGUUGAAGAAUCAAAGAAAUCCAUUGCAUUUUCGUUGGAAAAGUUUAUACCAAUGCUUUCUGAACGUAUAUAUGUAAUAAAUCCUUUUACCAGGAUGUUUUUAGUAUCAUGGAUUACAGUUCUUGAUUCGGUCCCUGAUUUAGAACUUAUUACAUAUUUGCCUAAAUUCCUUGAUGGAUUAAUCAAAUUUUUAAGCGAUUCUCAUCAGGAUGUUCGAAAUGUUACUGACAGAGUUUUAAUGGAUUUUUUAUCAGAAAUAAAAAGAAUUUCUAAUAUAAAAAAAGGCCUUGUACUUAAAAAAGUUAAAUCUGGUGCAUCUUUCCAAAGUUCAAUAAAUGGCGAUGAUAUUCAAAAUGAUUUAAUGUUUGUUGAAGAUGGAAAAUGGAUUCCUGGUCAAGAUGUGUUUAUUCAUUAUUCUAAAAUCAUCGAAAUAUUACUUCCUCAUAUUAGUUCUUCUGAAGAGUCAAUACAGUUGAUGGCGUUAAGAUGGAUUGCUGAAUUUUUUAAUAUUUGUCCUGUUGAUCUUUUAAAAUUUAUACCACGUCUUAUAUCACUUGUUCUUCCUGCAUUAUCUUUAGGGGGUGAAUCUUCACGUCAGGCAGCUUUAGAGAUUAAUCAAAAUCUUUGUAAUUUGGUAUCAGAAGCAUUGAAGAGUAAUAAGAUUACUAUGAGACUAGCCCAGUUUCAUUCAUCUAAGUCAUUUUCUAGUGAAACUGAUCUUUCUUUUCAUAAAGUUAUGAAAGAUGAUCAAAAAAAUGAUGUUUUUUCAUCUUUUAGGGAUAUUUUGGAUUAUUCAAGUACCGUAAAUGCACUUACGUUGCAAUUCUUAGAUGAACAUGAGCAAACGCGAGUUGCUGCAUUGAAUUGGCUUAUUAUGCUGCAUAAUUUGGCUCCUCAAAAGGUUCUUACUUUAGAUGAUGGUACGUUUCCUUCUCUUUUAAAAAUUCUUUCUGAUCCUAGUGAUGAGGUUAUUAUAAAAGAUUUACAGCUUCUUGCGCAAAUCUCGUCUGCUAAUAAAGAUGAUUAUUUUGAUGCAUUUAUGGUUAAUUUAUUAUCGCUUUUUAGUACUGAUCGUAGGUUACUUGAAACUCGUGGGAGCUUAAUUGUUCGUCAGUUAUGUAUUUAUCUUAAAUCGGAAAGAAUAUAUUGUACAUUAGCAGAAAAUUUAGAAAAAGAUGAGGAUUUGGAAUUUGCAAGUAUUAUGGUGCAAAAUCUGAACAAUAAUCUUAUGACUUCACCAGAGUUAUCUGACUUUCGAAAAAGACUUAAAAAUUUGGAAUUUAAGGAUGGUCAAUCUUUAUUUGUAAGUUUAUAUCGUUGUUGGUGUCAUAAUGCUGUUGCUACAUUUUCUCUUUGUCUUUUAGCUCAAGCAUAUGAGCAAGCGGCUAAUUUGCUUCAAAUAUUUGCAGAGUUAGAAAUGACCGUUAGCAUGCUUGUACAAAUUGAUACAUUGGUUCAACUUUUGGAAUCUCCUGUUUUUACAUAUCUUCGGCUUCAACUUUUAGAGCCAGACAAAUAUCCUUAUCUUUAUAAAUGUCUUUAUGGCUUACUUAUGUUGCUGCCUCAAUCUUCUGCGUUUUCUACGUUGAAAAAUCGUUUAAAUAGUGUAUCUUCUAUAGGACUUUUUCAGUUUUUUUCUAAACAGAACAAUUCUGAAAAACAUAAAUUAAAAAAUAAGGCAGAUGAAAUGAGAUGGCCAGAAUUAUUGGAAAAAUUUCGAAGUGUUCAAAAUAAACAUGAAAAGGCUAGACAACAGAAUAAAAUUUUGAUUUCUAAAACUUCUGGUAGUUUUUUAAAGAUGACACCUAUAUCCUAUCUUUCGUGAAAUG